This is a messenger RNA of Neoarthrinium moseri, 1344 nucleotides long. RefSeq lists its product as uncharacterized. The record is from RefSeq and is a predicted model, not a curated record. Gene Ontology annotation, molecular function: heme binding; oxidoreductase activity, acting on paired donors, with incorporation or reduction of molecular oxygen; monooxygenase activity. NCBI's taxonomy places the organism in Eukaryota, Fungi, Ascomycota, Sordariomycetes, Amphisphaeriales, Apiosporaceae. The transcript has 3 exons. The coding region runs from base 1 to 1344 and encodes 447 amino acids.
AUGGAGUUCUACAGGUUCAAAGUGCUUUUUGACCACCACCUCCUCUGGGGUAUCGGGGCCCUCGUCGUCGCAGCCAUUAUCCCUGUAUUGGCAUGGCGAUGGUGGCGUCUUCGACACAUACCAGGACCACCACUGGCUUUGUUGUAUUGCACAUUCGGGUUAUCGAGGACGGGACACCGGCAGGAGCCCCAUGAAUACGCCAAAAUGAUAGAGCUCAGUCACAAAUAUGGGAAGCUAUUCCGAAUUGGUCCCAAUCAACUGGUCUUAACUGAGCUUGAUGCCUCCCGAAGGGUCUUGCUUGAUUCAUCGACAGGGCCAUUAUCAAACCCAACAGCCUCGUUCUCGCCACUAGGCGACGAGGAGAACACACUGGAAUGGAACGCCAUCGGGAUGGGACCACGACAGAAUAUCUUCCUUGACGAAGUCGUUGAAAGCCAAUGCUCACGUCUUACAGAUAUGAUAGAGAGUGAGUUCGUGUCAACCAGCGCAGUGUAUCGACCGCUUAAGCUUAUGGACAUGGCCAAUGAUCUAUCCACGGACGUUCUUGGGGAACUACAUUUACCCUGCGAUAUACGGAACGGCAACCAAAAAAGCAAAGACAGCCUACCGGCUGUGGAGCGGAGCGUCCAUAUUGCCUCGGUAGCCGCAGUCAUUGCUGGCUUUCGCUGGGUCCUUCGCUCUACUGCUAGGUCUUUACAUAUGCGAAUACUUGGAUCAGUUGGUACGGUGGAAGCUUUCAGCUGCGCUGUCACACGUUCGGGCGCGAUAUUAUUCUGCUCAACGUUGAUGCAAACCAUCACGACUCCAAGCGUAUACGACAAACUCCAGACUGAAAUCAAUUGUAUGUGGUCAGACGCGCACGUCAGUUCCCGACAGGGAUACAGCGAACAUCAAGAAUUAUCCUACCUCGAGGCGGUCAUCAAUGAGGGCUUACGGAUGUACCCUACCGUAACGUCGGUCACGGCCAAAGCGCCUAAAGGGGGCUACGCCGUGUCGAAGUUUAAGGCUCCUGAAGGCACGGUGAUAAUCCACAAUAUUGCAGGCAUCAUGCGUGCCAGCACCCACUGGGGAGAAGAUGCAGACGUCUUCAGGCCAGAACGAUGGGUCAAUGCUACACCUGAGAACUACAAGGCCAUGCACGAGGCUCUGCAAUUGGGAUGGGGUACAGACAGGUACAGAUGGCUCAGAGAAGCUUAUGCACGAUUGCAUUUGAAGAGAGUCUUGUUGUUGAGUCGAUAUGAUUUCGCCGUUGUCGCGCCUAGGAACCCAGUUGAGAUCAUGGGUACUGGAUUCCUGGAGUCUGAUUUGCAGUUACGGAUCACAAGAAAACGAGAUAGACUAUAG